Messenger RNA from Mycena indigotica, 558 nucleotides. Its product is annotated as Iron-containing alcohol dehydrogenase 1. The coding region runs from base 1 to 558 and encodes 185 amino acids. The record is from RefSeq and is a predicted model, not a curated record. Lineage: Eukaryota; Fungi; Basidiomycota; Agaricomycetes; Agaricales; Mycenaceae. The transcript is spliced from 4 exons.
AUGACGGAUCUCACCUAUUCCUACAUCCACAUGACAGACUACGAGCUGCAAACACUGGACACGCUCGAGACCCCAGAAUACCUGAAAGACGAGCUGAUCACCGAUGACCUCAACAUUCCUGCACACAUGGUGCCUCCAGAUCCAGAUGAUUCAGACAUACUUCCUUCAAAAGCACACCCAUCGUAUCCGUACGGCAACCCGUUGAAUCCAAAGCACCCAGCGUCAAGGCCGCGACCGCCUUACGACCCGUUCUCGAGGGCCUUGUUUGAGGACAUGGGGUAUGCUGGGGCAGGGGUUAACGGCGCGCAUCGGUGGAAGGACUUGGCCAUGGAGAUGUUGUUGCCUGUGGACGAAGUGAGGGAGGAGAAAAAUCGGGCAAUUGAAGCGAGGAAAAUGGCGAGUGGCUCUGGUGCAGCACCGACAGGCGCGCAGCCGGCUGGCAUGGCAGCUAAUCAAGAGGAGGACGAAGAGGAUGAAGAACAAGAAGAUGAACAAGAAGAAGAAGAGGACGAUGAUGAUGAUGACAACGACGACGAGGACUCGGAGGAAGAACCUUAA